Messenger RNA from Microcebus murinus (gray mouse lemur), 1266 nucleotides. NCBI's taxonomy places the organism in Eukaryota, Metazoa, Chordata, Mammalia, Primates, Cheirogaleidae. The record is from RefSeq and is a predicted model, not a curated record.
GUUGGGAUCCAUUACUAGAGAUCUGCUGUGCUCCUUUGGGGGUGUACUUUCACUCUGAUUUUUGAUAGUUCCAGAGUUUUUGUGCUGAUUUCUUCUCAUCUGGAGCAGCUGUUCCUUCUUAUUUGGGGGUUUUCUUUUGUUUAGAAAAAGAAAACUAAGUAGAACAUCAUGGCAAGUCCAGACUGGGCAUAUGAUGGCAAAAAUGGUCCUGAACACUGGAGCAAGCUAUAUCCCAUUGCUGAUGGAAAUAACCAGUCUCCUAUUGACAUUAAACCCAGUGAAGCCAAAUACGACGCCUCUCUGAAGCCCAUCAGUGUCUCCUACAAUCCAGACACAGCCAAAGAAAUUAUCAACGUGGGACAUUCCUUCCACGUAAAUUUUGAGGACAGUGAUAAUCGAUCAGUGCUGAAAGGCGGUCCUCUCAUUGAAAACUAUCGGCUCUAUCAGUUCCAUUUUCACUGGGGCAGUACGAAUGACUGUGGUUCUGAGCACACAGUGGAUGGAAUCAAAUAUGCUGGAGAGCUUCACAUAGUUCACUGGAAUGCUGCAAAGUAUGCCAGCAUUGCUGAAGCUCUGUCAAAGGCUGAUGGUUUGGCAAUUAUUGCUGUUUUGAUGAAGGUUGAUCAGGCCAACCCAAAGCUGCAGAAAGUACUUGAUGCCCUAAGUGCAGUUAAAACUAAGGGCAAACGAGCCCCGUUCACAAAUUUUGACCCCUCUAUACUUCUUCCUUCAUCUCUGGAUUACUGGACCUACCCUGGCUCUCUGACUCAUCCUCCUCUUUAUGAGAGUAUAACCUGGAUGGUCUGUAAGGAGCACAUCAGUGUGAGCUCAGAACAGCUGGCACAGUUCCGCAGUGUUCUGUCGAAUGUCGAAGGUGAGAAUGCCGUCCCCAUCCUGAACAACCACCGCCGGCCCCAGCCUCUGAAGGGCAGAACAGUGAGAGCUUCAUUCUUAUGAGCCCAAGAAGGAACUUCCCCUUCCUCAAGAACACAGCCCUGCUUCUGACAUAAUCCAGUAAAAUAAUAACUUUCCAGAACCAAACUUAUUCCAGUGCUAGCAAGACAACAUACCUGCAAAUUUAAUCUGUAGAACUAAAAAACUUUAAUUUUAGUUCUUAAAGCUUAUGUUCUCAAAUACUAACCUGUACGCUUUCAAAUAGUAAUCUGUAAGCAUAAGUUUAUGCCUAAAUUCAAGUUUAUUUUGUGGAAUUCUUCAUAAUUAUAAACAAUCAAAUGAUUUGUAUCUCUUCCUAUUUUGUUCAGUUUA